This is a messenger RNA of Glycine soja, 561 nucleotides long. RefSeq names its product NADH dehydrogenase [ubiquinone] 1 beta subcomplex subunit 3-B-like. Gene Ontology annotation, biological process: mitochondrial respiratory chain complex I assembly; electron transport chain. The transcript has 2 exons. NCBI's taxonomy places the organism in Eukaryota, Viridiplantae, Streptophyta, Magnoliopsida, Fabales, Fabaceae. The record is from RefSeq and is a predicted model, not a curated record. Bases 48 to 302 code for a protein of 84 amino acids. Gene Ontology annotation, cellular component: mitochondrion.
AAAGCAAAGCGAGUGGGUGAGGAGGAAGGAAGGGAGGGAAGAAUAGAAUGGGAUCUGGAAGUGGAAAACACACUGGAGAGUUCUUCAGGAGAAGGGAUGCAUGGAGGAAGCAUCCGAUGCUCACCAAUCAGCUCCGCCACGCCACCCCUGGCCUUGGCAUCGCCGUCGUCGCCUUCGGUAUCUACCUCGUCGGCGAACAAGUCUACAAUAGGCUCUAUGCUCCCGAUCCUCAUUCGAUUUCUCACGUAGCUCUUCUGUUUUCCCUUUUUCAAUUCACUUCACACACUCCUUUAUCUUAUUGAGAAUCUAUUGAAAGGGAUUGGGGGAACGGAACGCACUUGCUCUAGGUGAAAGCCGGGGAUCACCACUAAACGUUUGGACGGACGCACUCCAUUCCAUCAUCACUUAAUAAGCUUGCUAGCAUGUUCUCGCAGCCUUUAAUGUUUAAAUUUCAGACCGUGUUCGCUUCUUUGGCACUCACUAUGUUGUCUUGUAUGCCUACAUUUUAUGCCUUCAAUUUGCAUUCACAAUGAAACUCAAUUUACUUUACUUUUUUCUCUA